Messenger RNA from Encephalitozoon intestinalis ATCC 50506, 1299 nucleotides. RefSeq lists its product as uncharacterized. The record is from RefSeq and is a predicted model, not a curated record. The coding region runs from base 1 to 1299 and encodes 432 amino acids. The transcript has a single exon. Lineage: Eukaryota; Fungi; Microsporidia; Unikaryonidae.
AUGAAGAUUCUUCUUCUAUCUCCUCUUGUGCUUGCACAUGUAAUCAAUUUGGUUAUUCUUUAUGAAAAGACAGGGCUUAAGGAGGUCAAGGAGAUGUACCACUAUGUGGUCGAAAGAUUGUUGGACAAGUUCAAUGAGCAUCUGCAACGAAGAGGAAUAAGAAUUAGUCUGAUGGACUUUCUGGCAUACGACGAUUACCUUGUCAAACCUGGGUAUCAGGAUAUAUCGAUUAUGGGUGGAGAGGAGAGUCUUGAUGCAAGAAUCGAAGCAUUGAACGGAAUCCCCACUAAUGUUAUUCUCGUUGCCUCAGCAAGUCCCGAAGAAGAACGGGAAAAAUUUAUACCAAACUCUCCGUGCACAAGCCGGUUUAUUAGCAAUAUGGUUUCCAACGACAUCGUUGACGACGAGUUACUUACCAAAAUCAUAUAUGCAGUCCUCGACUGGAUGAGGGGCCUUUUUAAGGUGGAGGUUCCAAGUCCUGUAAAGGAGAGAAGCCCUGAAGUCUUUGACAAAUUUGCAAAAGAUGUUACUACACCCGAGUUUAUAGAAAACUUGAAGCAAUGCACAAAAGAAACAAGAGACAAGUUCGAGAAGUUUAUCCGAGCAAUGAACUGGGAUGAAGAAAAAAUGCUUAGCUUGAGAAUGAUGUCUGAAAAGACUGACCAUUCCCAAAACGAAGGAGUUGAAAUAUCAAGUCCUUUGAAGUGGGUCCUAUCCAAGUCAGAAAAGAAAACCAAAGAUACUGAAACCGAUCACCAAUGCUCGGAAGAAAAUAAAUCAAAGAAAGAACAUUCGGAAUCAUCUUCCGAAGACGAAGAUUCCUCCUCCAAGAAUGAUAAAAAGAAGCCAACUAAAUCCCAUAAACCUAAAGAAGUACCUUCUAAAAGGAUAAAGAAGAUUUUGUCAAGAAAGGAAGAGUCAGAUGACUUUACAGACUUAGAAGAGACAGACAAAAAAGAAAGAGACAAGGAAUAUGAAAAAAGCCAAGGUAAUGGCUCUCUAAGAUACCUAGAUAAGAAUACAAACCUCCACAAUAUGCGAAGGUUGAAAGAAGACGAAGAAACACUAAUGGAAGAGAAGAUCAGGGAGGAACUCCAAAAAAUCAUCUCUCAUGAGCCCCACAAUACAAAAAAAAAAUUUGAAGACUCCAUCUUUACUGGAAUUCCUCCUUAUAGUGAUGAAGAAGCAAGAAAUGGCCCAUCCAGAAUACUAUUUUCAAGUAGAGCUACCCCAGUAAAAGGGACAUCAAGGCUUAAUAGAAGCUUAUCAUACGGAAGAAUCCCAUACAGAGGCGGCUAA